AUGUCAGCCUCGUCACCACGCUCCGAAAAGGGGACGAUCACUCCACCAAACUACGUUGAUCUUAGCACUGCUGAAAGGGACUCCGGCAGACAACAAAGCGUGAUUGGAGUUUGUAUUGAUUUUCUUCCAGCUACGAAGACUAGAGGCACGGACUACACUAUUAAGUUCACAUUACAUGAUCCCACAUGGAACGGCGCUGGAGGCAUGGAGUUUCGAUUCUUCCACAAAAAGGAGGCAUGCCUACCUCGAAUUGAAAAUCAAGGAGAUGUAGUUAUUCUGCGCAAUGUUAAGACAAUGGACUGGAACGGCCGCGUUGGCUUGUCAGGCUAUAACACCGAGUGGAUUGUCUUGCCUAAAGAUGCGAUGAGCGGUACACUUGACGACCUGAAAGCGGCAGCCAGGUGCUUGCAGCAAAGCAGCGCAAAUGACCCGAAGUCUAGCCUCAGUACAAAAGAGCUGCAGUACGCAAGCUACAUCUCGGGAGAAGAAGAUCCAACCCGAUGGCGCACUUCAUGCAGCGUUGUGACAGGCAAUAACAUGGGAAAUAGCGGAGCUGAGGCCACUCCUCGCAAACGAAAGUUUACUGAGAUCAAAGACAUACAGGUGCCCUUUGGGAAGCAAGGUAUUUUCGUCGAACUCUUGGGAGAAGUAAUCAGGAUAUUCUCGAAGGGGGAUAGGACCGAGCUCUACAUAACAGACUACACCUCACACCCUCAGCUUUACAACUAUACAUAUGGUUGUGAUGAAGAUGGACAAGACGGUGACGAGUUCGGCUACAUCGAGCAUAAAGUCAAGUCUUGGCCAGGACCAUGGGGUACCAUGACGAUGAACGUCACUCUAUGGGACGCUAAUCACUAUUAUGCUGUUGACAAUGUCAGAGUAGGAGGCUUGGUAUACUUACGCAAUGUCCACAUUAGUUUAGACAGUGAUGGAAAGAAAUUGGAAGGUAAAUGCCAUGGUGAAAAAGAUCACCCUACCAGAGUCAAUGUCAAGCGCUGGAAAGCAAACAGCGAGGAUCAACUGAUGAAGGACCUCCUUAGCCGAAAACAAACAUACGAAGCAAAGCACCCCAAAAAAAGACUAGGAGCAGACGAUGAAGAGCACCCUCCACAGGAAGAUAGCGCCCCCAAAAGCAAGAAAGCCAGAGCCAGAGACCGCAAGAAGAAAAAGCACCGCGAGUCUAAGCCGGACCCUGACCAAGAAACCAUCAAGACCAGCCUCGAAGGAAGGAUGCCGCUGCGUACAUUGAACGAAAACGUCCGAUGUCAAAACCACGAAGACGUGCGCUACAAAACGAUUGCAGACAUCCUCGAUCCCACAACCUUGCAAAGAACGACACCUACCGGAAACGGCUUUUGCGUCCCGUUCCAGAAUUGCAAGUACAAGUCAAAGGUCCGGGUGGUUGAUUUCUUCCCCGACAAUGUGGAGGAUUUUGCCGUGCCGCGAGAAGAGCCUGAGUCAGAGAAUAAUGAUCCAUCAGAGCUCGAUGGCAGUGACAGCGAUGCAGAAUCGAAGAAAAAAUGGGUAUGGCGCUUCUUCCUGCUCGUUGAGGAUGCGCAACAUGCACCAAAGGCCAGCAACCGCGGUGACAUAGCACCUGUGCAAAUGCAACUACUAGUCGCGGAUACCGACGGCGAGUUCCUCCUCGAUCAAAUAGCCUAUGACAUGCGAGAUCCCCAGAACAAGACAGAAUUGGUACGCACCAAAGAGCGACUCUUUCACCUAUGGGGAGAUCUCCAGGAAUGGAAAGAGGAAACCAGGACGACGGCUGCCUCGGCAGAUGUGGAAAUGCGAGAUGAGACAACGAGGACGCCACCGCCGCCUCCCAAGGCGAGGCCGUUUGAGUGCCUGAUCAAAGAAUACGGCGCGACGGUCCCUUCACAUCUCAGAGCAUCGAGCGGAAAUGAGCGUACUGAAUACGAGAGGAUGUUCAGGAUGUUUGGAGUGAGGACUGGAUGA
Exophiala aquamarina CBS 119918 is the source of this 1959-nucleotide messenger RNA. RefSeq lists its product as uncharacterized. Lineage: Eukaryota; Fungi; Ascomycota; Eurotiomycetes; Chaetothyriales; Herpotrichiellaceae. Gene Ontology annotation, molecular function: telomerase inhibitor activity; G-rich strand telomeric DNA binding. The transcript has a single exon. Gene Ontology annotation, cellular component: chromosome, telomeric region; nuclear telomere cap complex. Gene Ontology annotation, biological process: telomere capping; regulation of telomere maintenance via telomerase. The record is from RefSeq and is a predicted model, not a curated record. Bases 1 to 1959 code for a protein of 652 amino acids.